Messenger RNA from Ostreobium quekettii, 196 nucleotides. Lineage: Eukaryota; Viridiplantae; Chlorophyta; Ulvophyceae; Bryopsidales; Ostreobiaceae. The record is from the annotation of a GenBank genome assembly.
GCAAAUCAACUGGGAGGCCUCCGAGGUCCUGGGCGACCUGCCCCUCGACUUCUUUGGCGACUCCAAGGGCGCCGUCCUCAUGACCAAGGGGUUUGAGUUCCGUGUGAAAAACCCACCCAAGGACGACCCCACUAACCCCUGGGAUGGCAACAACCAGUUCAACACCAUCAACCCACAGUACCCGGAGGAGUUCUAG